Passer domesticus (house sparrow) is the source of this 1465-nucleotide messenger RNA. RefSeq names its product claudin 2 (gene CLDN2). Gene Ontology annotation, cellular component: plasma membrane; bicellular tight junction. The transcript has a single exon. The record is from RefSeq and is a predicted model, not a curated record. Gene Ontology annotation, molecular function: structural molecule activity. Gene Ontology annotation, biological process: calcium-independent cell-cell adhesion; bicellular tight junction assembly. NCBI's taxonomy places the organism in Eukaryota, Metazoa, Chordata, Aves, Passeriformes, Passeridae. The coding region runs from base 315 to 1010 and encodes 231 amino acids.
GUUUGGCGUCCUUCCUGGGCAGCGCUGCUCCGCUCCGGAGCCCGCCUGGGGAGAUAGCGGGGGUGAAAGGGCGCCUGGCGCUCCUCCACGGGCUCGGGUCAAUCGUUAAUCGGGGAGGGAUUGCUCUCCGCUCCCGCAGGUAACCUCCCCGCGGCUCCCACCCGCACAAAACCAGCACCCCCGGCAGCGGGGUGGAGCUGCAGCGCUGCGAGCCGAGCCUCUCGCAGGGCCAUGGGAACGUGAGCACACGGGAGGGACCUGGGCGACAAGCUGCGAGCCUUGGCUAGCGACAGAGGUGACAGCCAGCCCUCACCAUGGUGUCCAUGGGGCUCCAGCUGCUGGGCUACACCGUGGCCUUCCUGGGCUACAUCGGCACGCUGACGGCCACGCUGCUGCCCAGCUGGAAGACCAGCUCCUACAUCGGCUCCAGCAUCGUGACGGCCGUCAGCUUCACCAAGGGGCUGUGGAUGGAGUGCGCCACGUACAGCACGGGCAUCACCCAGUGCGACAUCUACAGCUCCCUGCUCAACCUGCCCGCCGACGUCCAGGCGGCCCAAGCCCUCAUGGUGAGCUCCUGCGCCGUGUCCUCGCUGGCCUGCCUGAUCUCUGUCCUGGGCAUGAGGUGCACCGUCUUCAGCCAGGGCUCGCCGGGCAAGGACCGGGUGGCGGUGGCGGGCGGCGCGGUCUUCGUGCUCGGGGGGCUGCUGUGCUUCAUCCCGCUGGUGUGGAACAUCCACGUGGUGCUGCGGGAUUUCCGCAACCCCGUCAUCCCCGACAGCAUGAAGUUCGAGCUGGGGGAGGCUCUUUACCUCGGCAUCAUCUCCUCCCUCCUCCUCCUCGUCGGCGGCUUCAUCCUGUGCACCUCCUGCCCUGCCCGGGACACCACGGCCGCCUACACCAGCGCCUACCAGCCCCAGCUUCUGGCCAGCAAGAGCCCCCAGCCCUCUGUCAGCCAGGCGCAGAAGACCAAGAGUGAAGUCAAUUCCUACAACCUGACGGGAUACGUGUAGGGCUGCAGGGGGAACCAGGCUGGCACCUCUCCCGGCUCCCCAGAGCGUCCGGGCUGGCACCAAGGGAGCGCGGUAAGAGCAGAGGGCACGGCAGCAUCGCCCUCUCAUCUGCUUGGGGAGGGGGGGUUGGCCCCGCUCUCUCCCUGGGAUUCUGAGAGCCUUGUGACUGCUCGGAGAUCCCAGCUGGUGGCUUACACUGCUGCAGGACCCUGAAUCCGCCUUCUGUUCUUUACUCCGCGCUGCCUGCUCGCAGGCAGCUCCUGGCACGGCGGGACCCCAGCCUGCAGCCCCAGUGAACCUGCCUGGAAAGGGGAGUGGGCUUGCGGGAGCGGCCCGUGCCCAUGGAGGCAUCGCGGCAGGGUCAAGGGCAUGUGCGUGGUCUGGAGUCGCUGCUGGGGGCGGGGGGUGAGUGCUGGUUGCAAACCGAUGUCGCAAUAAAUCCGUCUUUCUAGCCA